UAAAAUGAAUAAUUAGAAUUAAGGAGAUAGUCCUAUGUCUCGUUUUGAUUUAUGUAUUUUGUUUGAUUAAUAUUUAGUUAUAUAAUCAUUCAAAUAGUGGAUGUUAACAAUUAUUAGUGAAGCUUCAAUUGGUCUUUAUUAAAUUUAAUGUCAUUUGAAAGAUUCGAUUAUGCAUUUUCGAAAAUUUAAGGAAGAUGAAGAGAAGUAGGUAAAGAUUCCCUAUUUUUGAAAUAAUAAUAUAUAAUUACGAUAAGUAAUUCCCAAGUAACUCCUAAAGCUACUAAACUAAUACCAAUCCAUUGUAUUGUAUUAACAUUAUGAUUAUGAAUAAUAAUAGAUAAGAGAACAGUGAAAAACUUUCUAGUUGAAGUUAUAACACUUAAAACUCUAGGAGAGAAACAACUAAAUAAUAAUUAUUUUUAUUAUUAUACCUUAGAC
This is a messenger RNA of Paramecium sonneborni, 438 nucleotides long. The record is from the annotation of a GenBank genome assembly. Lineage: Eukaryota; Ciliophora; Oligohymenophorea; Peniculida; Parameciidae.